UCGAAGUGGUCACAAUGUCACUGUUGGUGGUCACUUUAACCGUGGUUAUUGGAUUUCUUGUGAAUGUGGAAUCCACUGACCCACCAUGGCCAGAAUUGGAAUCCACUGGUGGUGCUCAUGUGGGCAGCGGCAGAAUGAAGAGAUUCGUACAAAUAGACCCCAAUAAGCCUAACGUCAUGUACCAAGAAUGCACACUACCGAACGGGAAGCAAGGCCACUGCAAGCACAUCCAAUACUGUGUCAAAGAUGAAAUCAAGGACAACUUGGUGCACUUCACAGAAAACUUGUGCAUCAUUGAACAAUCGUCAAUCGGAAUAUGUUGUCCCGAUGAGACAGGUCCCGUGGGCUUGGCGGGAGACCUGCCAGCCACCGCGCCCAAGGAAGAGAGGCGUGAACUAUUACAGAAGUUACUGGUACGAGCUGAAAAUAGAGGAUGUGGUCUUAGUACUCGUCCCCACGGUCGGGUGACAGGCGCGAGGCCUGCUAAUCCGCGCGAAUGGCCCUGGAUGGCCUCAAUAACCCCUGAGGGAUUCCGGCAGUACUGCGGAGGCGUGCUCAUCACGGAUCGACAUGUGCUAACAGCCGCUCACUGCACUAGACGAUGGAAAGCGCAAGACCUGCGCGUGCGCCUCGGUGAAUACGACUUCGACCGCAACAACGACUCGCGCUCAUACAACUUUAUGGUGGUGGAGAUCCGACAGCACAUCAACUUCGAGCUGCCGAACUAUCACAAUGACAUCGCGAUCCUAAAGCUGCACAGACCGGCCGUGUUCAACUCCUACGUGUGGCCGAUAUGUCUACCCCCGGUGGGCAUGCAGCUGACUAACCAAACAGGAGUUAUUAUUGGUUGGGGCACAAAAUGGUAUGGUGGACCCCACAGCGACGUGCUAAUGGAAGUAUCCGUCCCUAUUUGGGAUCAUCAACAAUGUACCGAUGCGCUGGUGAACACCGUGUUUGAAGAGAACCUUUGUGCUGGAGGCUACGAGGGGGGAAAAGAUGCAUGUCAGGGUGACAGUGGCGGCCCUCUAAUGUACCAACUGCCAAGCGGUCGCUGGACCAUCGUGGGAGUAGUAUCAUGGGGCAUUCGCUGUGGGGAACCCAACCAUCCCGGGAUUUAUACAAGGGUUGAUAAAUACUUAUCUUGGAUAGUCCAAAAUGUAUUGUUUUAG
Molecule: messenger RNA, 1169 nt
Organism: Amyelois transitella
Lineage: Eukaryota; Metazoa; Arthropoda; Insecta; Lepidoptera; Pyralidae
Gene: CLIP3
Product: venom protease
Exons: 8
Coding region: 15-1169 (384 amino acids)
Biological process (GO): proteolysis
Molecular function (GO): serine-type endopeptidase activity
Source: RefSeq, a predicted model, not a curated record